Coffea eugenioides is the source of this 1498-nucleotide messenger RNA. RefSeq lists its product as uncharacterized. Gene Ontology annotation, molecular function: metalloendopeptidase activity. The coding region runs from base 102 to 1145 and encodes 347 amino acids. Gene Ontology annotation, biological process: CAAX-box protein processing. The record is from RefSeq and is a predicted model, not a curated record. NCBI's taxonomy places the organism in Eukaryota, Viridiplantae, Streptophyta, Magnoliopsida, Gentianales, Rubiaceae. Gene Ontology annotation, cellular component: endoplasmic reticulum membrane. The transcript has 9 exons.
GUCUAUACUACUGUGAAAAAAAAAAAGUAGUCUCUUCCUUAUCUGAUGAUUUGAAAAUCCCAAAUUCAUUCCGGAGUCCAUCAUUUCAUUCCCUUCCCUCCAUGGCUUAUAUUCCUCUAUCUUCUUCCCUCAAUCUCCCCGCAGCAAAAGUUUCGCCUCUCACUCGCAGCUUUCGUGUUACUACUGCUAGUACCGUUGGCAGUAAAGAAAACCUCGCGGUGUCGUUCAGUUUGUCCUCCCUUCGCCCUAGACCGCCCAAGAUUCACCGGAUAUUUAGAUUAACGGUAUCCGGAGCUGCCUCUGUUGUAUUUCGAAAUCUCGACGCCGAUGAUUUUAGGCAUCCUCUCGACAGACAGAAUACUCUGCUUCUGAGAGCCGUUCCCGGUUUAAAUGAUAUUGGAAAAGCAUUGCUAGGAACCGUCACAGAGCAGGUCAUGCUUUUGGAGAACAUUGGUACCUCAGUUCUUGUUACGGAGAAUCAGCUCCCAGAACUUCAUUCUUUAAUGAUUCAGGCCUCCCACAUUUUGAACAUCGAGUCUCCUGACUUGUAUGUGCGUCAGAGUCCCAUCCCCAAUGCUUACACGCUGGCUAUCAGUGGUAAAAAACCAUUUAUUGUGGUUCACACAAGCCUUGUGGAGCUUCUCACUCGAAGGGAGUUGCAGGCUGUUUUGGCUCAUGAAUUGGGUCAUCUGAAAUGUGACCAUGGUGUUUGGCUGACAUUUGCUAAUAUUCUAACGCUUGGAGCAUACAGUCUUCCAGGUCUUGGUGGUUUAAUUGCCCAAAGAUUAGAAGAACAGCUUCUGCGCUGGCUUCGAGCUGCAGAACUUACAUGUGAUCGUGCAGCGCUUCUUGUUGCUCAAGAUCCAAAGGUGGUCAUCUCUGUUCUCAUGAAAUUAGCUGGUGGUUGCCCCUCAUUGGCUGAUCAACUAAAUGUGGAUGCUUUUUUGGAGCAAGCGCGCUCUUAUGACAAGGCUUCCUCAAGCCCAGUUGGGUGGUAUAUAAGAAAUGCUCAAACAAGGCAACUUUCACAUCCUCUUCCUGUUUUACGCGCAAGGGAGAUUGAUGAAUGGUCUAGAAGUCAAGAAUACAAACAUCUUCUUACACGUGCAGUUGUGGUCAAUCCUAUGCAAAGAGUAGCUAUAUAAGGAUGAUGAAUUUGAUUACUUAAAUAGUGCAAAUUUACAGAUCAGGCAGCUAUGGCGUAUACACAGGAGUCCAGAUGAGUGGCUGUAGUAGAUUUACUUGUCAUGCAAAGCUCUGGUAGAUCGAUCAUUGAAGCAGCUGUUCUUGACUUUUUGACUGAUAGUUGUAUAUUAUGCUAGUGAGGAAUGUAUCUAGUCUUGAAUUUAACCCACAUUUCCCCACCCAGGAAGAAAAAAUUCGGGGGAUGCAAUCGAGGUUUGCAGUUUGGAGUUAGGGAUUGUACCGUAUUUGUAUAGACACGACAUUGUAUGAACUGUUCACACACAAAUGAAAAAUUCGAUGUUGGUGGUGUCUA